Mesocestoides corti is the source of this 1743-nucleotide messenger RNA. The record is from the annotation of a GenBank genome assembly. Lineage: Eukaryota; Metazoa; Platyhelminthes; Cestoda; Cyclophyllidea; Mesocestoididae.
AUGACCGGUACCUCGUUGUAUACAUUCCCCGAGAAAAUCAUAAUCGCCGUCGUCUCCAGUCUGGUGUCAAUUUGUUGCAUCUGCGGCAACGUGCUGGUCCUGUUUGCGUUCUGCGUGGAUCGCAGUGUGCGCACUGCCAACAACUACUUCAUCAUCUCCCUAGCUGUAACCGACUUGACCAUCGGACUGAUCUCUCUCAACCUCCUUGCCGUGUACCUGCUUUUGGGGUAUUGGCCACUGGGAAAUUUCAUCUGCGAUUGUUGGCUAGCGGUAGAUUUCACCGCCUGUCUCGUUUCUCAGGUUACCGUCUUUUUAAUCACUCUGGACCGAUUCUUAUCGGUGCGAUUUCCGGUCAAGUAUCGGAACUGGCGAACCGAUCGCAAGCUUAUGGUGAUGCUGGCAAUGAGUUGGUCACUGCCAGCUGCCCUCUGGAUUCCACUGGUGUUUGGUUGGUACAAGUUGACCGGUGAAGUACGUCCACCUGACCGCCUCUGCAACAUCCCCUUCACCCACUACACCACCUUCAACACGAUCCUCACUGUCACCUACUUCUGGAUCCCGCUAUCCAUCAUGAUCUCGCUUUACGUCGGCAUCUACAAGGCCGCUGUGGGCCUCCAGCGCAAGGCCAACGCCUCGCACUGCGGGCUGACGGAGCUCGUCUUCAUGGCUGGCACCACCAUGUCGAAGAUUGGGCUCUCCGUGAAGGUGGCCUACAACGAUAGCGACGCCCACAAUGGCGUCAUCUCAAGGCCGAUUGGUGAUAGGUGCAUUGCUCAAGCUGACUUUAUUGCCACCAGUUUAUUGGAUGGAAUCAAACUUGACAAAUCCUAUGCUUGCGGCAAUGGAUUAAGUAGGCAAGCGCCGUCAAACCAGUCAGCAGCACGCCUUCAAAAUGAGCAUCAGACGGACCUGGUUGACUCCGGCUUGGGGGAUUCAAACAACCUGCGGAGAGCGUCAGACUUUGGGUCGACGCACAAUCGGAGGUCCAGUGAACUGAGCCUGGAACAUCCAGACGUGUCUGAUCAGUAUCGUUGUAUAGCAUCGCCCAACGCACCCUCCAGCAAAAGCUCGUCAAUGUUGUCCGAGUGCAACGAUCCCUGGACGAGGCAAUCUCCUUCCAAAAUCAAAUUCACAUUUGCAGAUUCUGAUACUAAAACACGGUAUCAGCCAAUUAUGACCAAAGGCAAUGAGACACGAAAGACCGACUCAUCGCCCACAACUCAAACAACCACCGCGUUAGUCUGUCGACGUUGGUGUUUGCCGAAAAAAGUAACGAAAAAGGACUCACCUCCCACCUCAGAUACCGUGCAUAGCUCAACAGACUCGGACAAGCCCUCUCCACUGGACACCGCAAACGCGACUUUUCGCAAGUCACUGACCACGCAGAACGGUCUAGCGCUACUCCACGAGCGGCUGUUUCGGUUCCGCAACCAAAGCAACGUGGAGACGCGGAAGAUCGAACAGAAGAAGGAGAAGCGGGCGCGCAAGGCACUGCGGAUGAUUAGUUUCAUUUUGGGGGCCUUUGUGGUCUGCUGGACACCUUACCACGUGGUUAUCAUAAUCAAAGGUUUCUGUGAUGUACCUAGGCUCGGCUACUCCUGUAUUAAUGAGCAUUUGUACAAUUUCGCCUAUUACAUGUGCUACAUGAACUCGCCAAUCAAUCCCUUCUGCUAUGCGAUGUCGAACAUCACAUUCAAGCGAGCUUUCCUGCGUAUUCUCAAGGGCGAUUUUCGGAUCAGGUGA